Caenorhabditis briggsae is the source of this 1857-nucleotide messenger RNA. Lineage: Eukaryota; Metazoa; Nematoda; Chromadorea; Rhabditida; Rhabditidae. Gene Ontology annotation, cellular component: chromosome; cytoplasm. Gene Ontology annotation, molecular function: four-way junction helicase activity; 3'-5' DNA helicase activity; nucleic acid binding. The record is from RefSeq and is a predicted model, not a curated record. The coding region runs from base 1 to 1857 and encodes 618 amino acids. The transcript is spliced from 3 exons. Gene Ontology annotation, biological process: double-strand break repair via homologous recombination.
AUGAGCAAUGUACUACUUUCCAAACUGUCAUCAGAGCUUGCUGAUCUCGACGGACAAGUCUCUCAAAUCGAUCAACAAAUUUCCCAGCUAAGGAGAAAAAAAGCUGAGUUAAUUCAAAAGAAGCAAGCUCUAGAGCGAAAAAUUGAGAUGAAAACCAACGAAGACUCUGAUGUGGUAUUGGAUAGAUGGGAUCAAGAUUCGUUCCCAUGGUCGGAUGAAGCGAAUCAAAUUUUGAAGAAUAAAUUUCGUCUUGAAAAAUUCCGUCCACUCCAGAGCGCUGCAAUCAAUGCAGUGAUGAGUAAGGAGGACGCAAUAGUGAUUUUAAGCACUGGAGGUGGAAAGAGCCUAUGUUAUCAGCUACCCGCUCUAUUAGCGAAAGGAUUGACACUCGUGAUUUCUCCAUUGGUAUCGCUGGUUGAGGAUCAGAUCAUGCAGUUACAAAAGUUGGGAAUCGACGCUGCGAGUCUGAAUGCUAACACUCCGAAGGAUGAGGCAAAAAGAGUAGAGCAAGCCAUUACGAAGGGGAGUACGGAACUCCGUCUUCUCUAUGUGACGCCUGAAAAACUAGCCAAAAGUAAACGAAUGAUGAACCAGCUAGAAAAGUCUCUGGGAGUGGGAUACUUGAAACUGAUCGCUAUUGAUGAGGUGCAUUGUUGCUCACAGUGGGGACACGAUUUCCGAACCGAUUAUUCGUUUUUGAAUGUACUGAAAAGGCAGUUCAAGGGUGUUCCAAUUCUUGGACUCACCGCAACCGCCACAUCGAAUGUUCUAGACGACGUCAAAAAAAUGCUAGGUAUUCCUGUGGCAAUAGUCUUCCGCGCUGGUUUCAAUCGUGCCAAUCUAAACUACAAAGUGCUCACGAAGCCAGGAAGUGAAGAUGAGUGUGUGGAAAAAAUUGUUAGAACUAUCAAAAGAAAAUUCUCCGGGAAGACUGGAAUCAUUUAUUGUCUGUCUCGAAAUGACUGUGAGAAAUUGGCAAAAUCUUUGAAAGCCAACGGGAUUCGUGCAAAGCAUUAUCAUGCCUACAUGGAACCAGUUGACAGAAGCGCGGCUCAUCAGAAAUGGGUAUCCGGAGAAAUUCAAGUGAUUGUGGCAACUGUGGCAUUUGGCAUGGGAAUCGAUAAACCGGAUGUUCGAUUCGUGAUCCACCACUCACUUCCGAAAUCAAUCGAAAAUUACUAUCAAGAAAGUGGUCGAGCUGGAAGAGAUGGUCUUCCUGCCACGUGUAUCCUCUACUAUCGGAUGUCAGAUAUCUUCAAACAAUCAAGCAUGAUACAACAGGAACAAACUGGUAUUGCUAAUCUGUACAAUAUGGUUCGUUAUGCGUCAGACACUGUGACGUGCAGAAGGGUUAAACUGGCGGAGCAUUUCGAGGAAGCAUGGGAGCCCUCGUGGUGUCAGAAGCAAUGUGACGUGUGCGAAAAGUCGUCAAACUCUCCUGGAACUGCUACUGAAGACGUCAGUAAGGAAGCAGUAGUUGUCAUUAACAUCAUCGAAGAAAACUUGUCAUCUGCAAAAGAUGGAAGCGGACGCAUCACAGGGAACAAAUUGUUGGAUUUGUUAUCCAAGAAGUUGAAGGGAAGACGCACCAAAGAUUUUUGUGAGAAGCUCAUUGUUCAUCUUCUUCUGGAAUCUUAUCUUCAAGAAGAUUUCCACUACACGGUCUACUCGGUUAUCAGCUACGUGGUUGUUGGGUUGAAGUGGAGGGUUUAUAACAGAAAAGAUGAAAUUCCGAUGACUCUUGAUAAUACUAAGAAGGGCAGAGCUGAGGAAAAUAAUCGAAAGCGAAAAGCUGCGGUGACAAGUUCAGACGAAGAAGUAGAUGUUGGAGAUGACGAUGACGUUAUUACACUCUGA